Molecule: messenger RNA, 684 nt
Organism: Acanthamoeba castellanii str. Neff
Lineage: Eukaryota; Discosea; Longamoebia; Acanthamoebidae
Product: tRNA pseudouridine synthase
Exons: 8
Biological process (GO): tRNA pseudouridine synthesis
Molecular function (GO): RNA binding; pseudouridine synthase activity
Source: RefSeq, a predicted model, not a curated record
CAGGACGCGAUCGGCAAGCUCUGUGGUGCCCGCUUUUCCCUUGGUGUAGCCUCGCAGACGGACAGGGGCGUCCACGCCUUGGCCAACGUCGCCCAGGUUGACAUUCUGCGAUCGAUCAACAAGAAGAAGAAGCCACCAGCAGCAGGAGACGAGAAGGCUCCUCCAUUCCUCGAGUUUGAGCUCCAGAAUGGGCUGAACUACCACCUCAAAGAGCAUCCGAUUGUGGUGACCCGAGUGGAUCUGGUGGAUCAGGAGUGGGACGCCCGCUCAUCUGCGGUGGGCAGGUCGUAUCUCUAUCGGCUCGUGACCGGCGGCGACACUCGCACCUCGCUUGGGACGCACGACUUCUCAUGCUUCGGCAAGAACGGCGACACGUACACCAAGGUGCCCAUGCGAACGAUUGAUUUAGCCGACGUGGUAGAAGUCCCAGCUUCCGCCUACGCGAACCCAAGUGACCAGUACCGUUUCUACCAUGUCUCCAUCAAGUCCCGCGCUUUCAUGUACCACCAGGGCGAGUGGAACGAGGCCGACAUUCGGCGCAUGCUCGAGGUGGACCCGCAGCGGACGCCCUUCCCGCCGGCCAACCUCCUGGCGCCCGCGCAUGGACUCUUCCUUCGCGGUGUGGACUACGGCGGCGCAGACACAGCUGUGGCCCGCCAAUAUGUACGCACCAGCGACUCAUAA